AAGUAAGAACGUUUUAUUUCAUACCAAGAAAACGAAAAUAUUCGAUGGAACAUCAAUCUUGAAAAAUAAAAUUUUUACGUUUUCUUAUUUUAUCUUCAACACAACAAACGAUUUGGUGUCCGUUAUCAGUAACAAUUGAUAUUCCUCACUGAAACACUAUCAGCAGCUUUGUUUGCGUAUGCUUUGUUACUAUUUGUGCAUGUUUACGCAUUCAUGAGCAUCAAAGUUAACAGUCAUAUAUUUAAUUAGUUUUAAACUAUGAGUGAAAUGUUGGAAAUGGAAAGACAAAGUCAGUCUUAUUUGGACGGAUAUAACUUUGUAGGUUCAGAAAAAUCUUUCAAUGGCGCUACACCUUCCGUUGCAAUGUCAUAUACUGGAGUUGAUAGACCUUUUACAGUUGAAUGUACCGAUGAAAGUAAUCAAGAACACAAAUGGUUUAAAAAAACGCCAAAGAUUCUUUCUGCACUUAAGUUAAUAGUAGCACUGCUUUUAGCAGCUGCCACUCUGGCUAGUGUACUUAUUAGCAAAUUUUCUGUGCUUUCAAUCGCCACACGUUUAAAUAAAGAUAAUUAUAAUUCGACAAAUAAGUUUUCCUGUGGUUUAACAAACGGUGCAUCAAACUGCGAACGCGAAGCUGCUAUGGUUAUACUAUGCAUUGUAAUGAUGGUUCCACCAGGGUAUAGUUUGGUGAAGAUGUUCAUUUUUACGUGCAGAAAAAUAACUCAUCCAUGGCCAACAAAACUUGCUAUAUUAUGGGGUGGCGUCGGAACACUUCUCGAAGUUGCUGGACUGUCCUUGUUUUUUGUUGGAGUUGUUCACAAUGUGAAGAGUACAGAUUUGAAUGUAAUUCUCAUGAACGCGAUAUUUAUUUUUCCAGUAUUUUCUCAGUUUUGGGAAGAAAUAGACUCUUUAAAGACAGAAAAAAAAAUGGAAAUUUCUAUUUCUCUUUAUAACAAACGUAAACAUCAACAUCUUCAAAAUAUUGUUUUAGCUGUUAUUGCGUUUCUUUUACAAAUUGGAGGAUUAUCUGGCAUUAUAUAUUUGAUCUGGUUGAAAACACAAAGCAUCGAAACAAUAGUUAUUGUACCAAUCUCUAUUGGUUUAUUGAGUAUUGCAUGGAGUCCGAAAAUUCGAAAACUCCAAAUUGACCAUGAUCUUGCGUAUGUUUGGGGAGACUCCUCGCAGGAAACUUUCGAUCGUAAUGGAAAAACGCCAAAAAAUCAUCUUGCGCGACAUUUUCGAGAAGAUUCAAUUAAUGGUGAUACCAAUGACGGAUUUCAAAAUUUCAAUUUAAAAGAAAAAUGUCAAAAGUCAUUUAAAAAUGAGGCUAAAAAAAUUAUUGUUCAAACUAACACUUCUCGUGGAAAAGCAACGCUUAUAAACUCUCUUAUAAAAUUAGUUACUAUACCAUUUUUCAUCUUUUUUUUUUCCUACUUGUUUGAAGUUGCCGAUGUCACAAAAAGCUAUGAAGGUUUUUUAAGUAUUAAACUUAACUCACAAUUGGGAUCGAUGUUUGUCUUGCAGAUUGUUUCAGCAUUUAUAGGCUAUCACUCUGCUUGGAUUGGAUGCAUGAUAACUUUACAAAGAAUGUGUUUUGCAAUUCCACUAACCCUUUGUACUCCAUUAUGCAUAGGAAUAAUUCUUUUAAAAAAAUGUGACUUUUUUAGCAUAGGGCCAUGUACCACUUUGACAGAUAAUAAUAGUGGUCAAUGGGUAGCAGCUCUUAGUGUUCUUUUAUGGCUUGGCCAAUUUUUUGCAACUACCUAUUACGCAUGGAGAAGUCAAGAAUUUAUAAUGGCGGAUGAAGCCACUUUGUUUUGGCUUCCCUGUUAUGACGCGACGUUGCUGGAACAAAAUAUUUUAUUAAACAGAAAAAACGAAGCUACCAAUGAAUUUUUUGUAAACUAUCGGAGUUUAGUAAAAAAAAGUACAAUCUACAUUUGUACAACGAUGUAUCAUGAAGCUGAUUAUGAAAUGGAGCAGCUUCUUUAUUCAAUUGCAGGAAUCGAUAGAGCUCGCCAUAAUGAAGGAAGGAAGUUCGAAGCUCAUAUUUGGUUUGAUGAUGGCGUAAGAGAUAAAACACUUAAAACUUUUGCCAUUCAACUUAUUUCCCUCCUUCCUCACACUGUUCAAGCAGUGCCAGCAAAUGUUUUAAAAACAGAUGCACCAUAUGGCGUGGAAUUAAAAUGGAUUCUUCCUGGUGGCAUGCCAUUUUAUAUACAUAUGAAAGAUAAUUUCAAAGUGAAGAAUAAAAAACGCUGGAGCCAAGUUAUGUACAUGUCUUACGUACUCGAUUACAGAGAAAAAGAUAAUCUUGAUCACAGUUUUAUACUCACAACUGACGCUGAUGUUAAAUUUCAACCAGAAGAUGUAACUGCACUAAUGGAUUUUAUGAGUAGAGAUCCAUCAGUUGGCGCAGUUUGCGCUAGAACUCAUCCUAUGGGAACUGGCCCAAUGGUAUGGUAUCAAAUAUUUGACUACGCUAUUGGUCAUUGGUUGCUAAAAGUAGCUGAGCAUGUGAUGGGAUCUGUUCUUUGCUCUCCGGGUUGCUUUUCUGUUUAUCGAUGCACAGCAGUAAAAGAUAUUUUACCUACUUAUGCAACCUCAGUUGAUUGUGCAUUAGACUUUUUGACUAAAGAUAUGGGCGAAGACCGAUGGUUUUGCACACUUAUGGUAGAGAAAGGCUGGAGACUUGAUUAUUGUGCUUCAUCUUGUGAUGUCACGUAUUGUCCGGAAAAUUUCGACGAAUUCUACAAGCAAAGGCGAAGAUGGGGCCCCUCGACACUUGCUAAUCAGGCUCUGCUUGUUCAAAGACAGUCAAUUAUUAGAGCAUCAAAUGAUCACAUAAAUUUAAUAUUUAUUAUAUACCAAGUUCUCAUGCUAAUUUCGACCGUUAUUGGACCUGGAACUGUAUUGCUAUUAGUAUCUUCUGGUUUAAGUGCUGCUUAUCCUAAUUACGUUACAUUGUCAGCAAUGUUUACCGCGAAUUUGUUUGUUCUUUUUGGUUACAUAAUAAUUUGUUUAUACUUUUCGCAAGACUUGCAGAUUAAAAGUGCGCAACUACUUACAUUUUUGUAUGCAAUUAUUAUGUGUGUUACAGUAGUUGGGCUCAUGAUACAGGUUUCGGAUGAUAUAUCAAAACAAAGACAGUAUGGUUUAGAAUGGUUUUUGCGGAAUACAACUGGGGAUUUUCCAAUUUCUGGACCUGAUUUUAUACCGGCAAAUAAACUACCGUUAAACUCAGUAAUAGUUUCGAAAUUUGUUUUACAAUUAACUCCACCAACAUUAUUUUUAUUUUUUUUAAUUGGUCUUUUCACUCUAACUGCAAUUUUACACGGAAUGGAAGGAAUGCAGCUUGUACAUGGUUUAUGGUACUUAAUAAGUUUACCUUCAGGAUACAUAUUUCUAAUGGUGUACUCACUCGCUAAUAUAACUGAUAGGUCAUGGGGCACUCGCGAAUCAAAAAUUGCAAAACAAAAAGCUGAGCGGGCAAAAUUAUCCUGGAACCAUAUCAUAUGGUUUAAGUUUAAAGAACUUUUUUUUUGUUGUUUUAAAGAUGAAAGAAAAAAAAUUAAUGACAUGACUAGAUUCAGUAAUGCACCUCCAAUCGAACCGGUCGCCACUGCAGCAGAAAUUGCAGCAGAAGAAAAGAAGAAAGAAGAAAAAAUUAAAGCUAAAGAGGAAAGAAAAAGAAAAAGAGACGAAAAGCGAAAAGAGAAGCUGGCAAAGUUAGAAGAACAACAACUUCUUUUGGGUGACAUAGAUUCUCAUGUCGACCUAGAUGUAGAUGCGGACUAUGCAAACUCAGAAAUCAUUUCGGUGGCAGAAAGUGACUGGAUUGCGCCACAAGAAAGAGAAGCAAACUUUGCAAGAAGACAUAAUAAGAUUCGGCGCUAUCAAAGUCAACGCCGUCCUAAACAACUCGGAGCGACUCCGUCAUCAGCCUACCCGAAUGUUGAUGAUCCAACAAUUUAUCAAAAUGGGUUUGAUCAAAGUGGCGUUUAUAUUGGGGAAACAUUUGAAAAUUUUUCAGAGGAUAAUAAUGAAUACUUCAUGACUAUGAAUAUAGAAGACUGGUUAGAUGGCCCUUACGCAGUUUACAUCGAAAAUUUCAAAGAAGCUGGUUAUGACGAUACCACUUUCUUAAUGGGUAUGAAGGAACAGGAUUUAAUUGAUAUUGAUAUCGAUAAUAGAGGACACCGGAAAAAGAUUAUGGCGGAAAUUAGUCGCCUUCCACCAGAAGAAAUUGAUCAAGAUGUCCCUGAAGAUGUUUAUGAGUGGUUAGUUAACCUUGGUCUUGGUGAAUACUGGCCACAAUUUGAGGAAAAUUCAUAUGCGGAGCCGAAUGCUUUAGCAGAUUUGAAGCUUAUGGAUAAAAAAGUAUUGUCGUCAACAUUCAACGUAGAAAAAGCAGGCCAUCUAAAAAAACUUAUAACAGCAAUUCAACAGUUAAAAUACCCAACAUCAGGUCAGAGAAAAAUCCGACAAGCUAAAUUAGCUUUGGAAAAUGUUACUACGUAUGACAUGGCUGAACAAAAUCCAGAGGAGUAUAUGUUUUGGGAUAAGCUUAGAAAGUUAUGCCUUUUAACAGAGCAAGCUGCUUUCUCACACAGCACAGAGUUACAUGCUAAACUUUUUGAGUUACGAAAUUCAGCAUUAGUUGUAUUUGCUGUGUGUAAUAUUUUGUGGCUAGUCGUAAUGCUUGCAAUAUUAAACCAAGGAAGUAAGCUUGCCGUUUUUAACUCAAACUUUAUGUCAGUUGCUUUUUUGGUAAUUUAUGCUUUGAUAAUGAUCGUGCAGUUCAUUACUUUAAUUGUUCAUCGAAUUUCAACGUGGAUGCAUUACAUUGCACGAGCACCAUUCAGGCCAGGUCAAAAGAUAAAUCAAAACUGGUCAUUUGAAGAUGCUGAUCUACCUCCAGAACCUACCUCUGACGAAUUAGAGGAGGCGAGAGAAAUAAUUGGUUUACAUAUGCGCUCAAGAUCGCAGCAUCGUACAAUAAAAGCUAAGGAAAGAGCAGAUUAUUUAGCAAACGGACCUUCAUAUAGUCGUGCUCAUUUAAACGAAGUUGCUUUUUAAGUAUUUAAAAUUAUUGUAGCAAGAAACAAUUUUUUCUCUUAACUAAUCUAAAGUUUCUUUUUUAACCUUUUUUGAUAUUU
Hydra vulgaris (swiftwater hydra) is the source of this 5159-nucleotide messenger RNA. RefSeq lists its product as uncharacterized. Gene Ontology annotation, molecular function: chitin synthase activity; protein binding. Lineage: Eukaryota; Metazoa; Cnidaria; Hydrozoa; Anthoathecata; Hydridae. The record is from RefSeq and is a predicted model, not a curated record. Gene Ontology annotation, cellular component: cell septum; cell periphery.